Molecule: messenger RNA, 1753 nt
Organism: Juglans microcarpa x Juglans regia
Lineage: Eukaryota; Viridiplantae; Streptophyta; Magnoliopsida; Fagales; Juglandaceae
Product: putative DUF21 domain-containing protein At1g03270
Exons: 13
Coding region: 96-1544 (482 amino acids)
Biological process (GO): magnesium ion homeostasis
Cellular component (GO): intracellular membrane-bounded organelle
Source: RefSeq, a predicted model, not a curated record
CAGCAAAACGAAGACGGCCACUACUUCUCUUUCACCGAUCCUCUUGCGUUGUCUCGCUCCCCCUCGACCCAACUGUAAACCACCUGAACCUGAAGAUGUUGUGGCUGAAUGCGCUAACCCUUGCUAGGACGAUGUUCUUCUCCAACGAUAUCGUUUUCGAGGGGGACGACAUCCGGUUCGGGACGCCUUGGUGGUUCGUCUAUGCUGGGGCCUCGUGUCUGCUCGUCCUUUUUGCCGGGAUCAUGUCGGGCCUCACGUUGGGUCUCAUGUCGUUGGGCCUCGUGGAGCUCGAGAUCCUCCAGCGCAGUGGCACUUCCACCGAGAAGAAACAAGCCGCCGUUAUUUUACCGGUGGUGCAAAAGCAGCACCAAUUGCUUGUUACUUUGCUUCUGUGUAAUGCUUGCGCGAUGGAGGCCCUUCCCUUAUACCUUGAUAAGAUUUUUCACCCCUUUGUUGCUGUUUUGCUGUCUGUGACUUUUGUUCUGGCUUUUGGAGAGAUUAUACCACAAGCAAUAUGCUCAAGAUAUGGACUCUCUGUGGGUGCGAACUUCGUGUGGCUUGUGCGUAUUCUGAUGAUCAUCUGUUAUCCGAUUGCUUACCCUAUUGGAAAGGUUCUGGAUGCUGUUCUUGGACAUCAUGAUGCUCUGUUUAGACGAGCUCAGUUAAAAGCCCUUGUCUCUAUCCACAGCCAGGAGGCUGGUAAGGGGGGUGAACUCACACAUGAUGAGACAACAAUUAUCAGCGGAGCACUAGAUUUGACUGGAAAGACUGCAGAGGAGGCUAUGACACCUAUUGAAUCAACAUUUUCUUUGGAUGUCAAUUCAAAAUUGGAUUGGGAAGCAAUUGGGAAAAUUCUUGCACGAGGUCAUAGCCGUGUCCCCGUCUAUUCUGGAAAUCAGAAAAACAUUAUUGGUCUCCUACUGGUGAAAAGUCUCCUCACAGUACGAGCAGAAACAGAAACCCCAGUCAGUGCCGUUUCCAUUCGGAGAAUUCCUAGGGUUCCAUCAGAUAUGCCUUUGUAUGAUAUCCUCAAUGAGUUCCAAAAGGGAAGCAGUCAUAUGGCAGCUGUAGUGAAGGUUAAAGGAAAGAGCAAGAACCCUCAAUCUACUGCUGAAGGGGAGAAAUUCAAGGAAGGCAAAGUUGCCAAUGGGAAUUCUCAACUGACUACUCCCUUGCUAACUGACCAUGAUGAGAAAUCGGGGAGAGUUAUCAUUGACAUUGAGAAACAUCCAAGGCCUAUCACAAACGAACACAAUGUUCGACCAAAUGGGACUGCUGCCACAAACAACUUGUGCCAUUUAUCUGAGGAUAUUGAAGAUGGGGAAGUAAUUGGUAUCAUUACCCUGGAGGAUGUUUUUGAAGAACUUCUACAAGAGGAAAUUGUAGAUGAGACGGAUGUUUAUGUUGAUGUACAUAAAAGGAUACGUGUGGCAGCAGCUGCAGCUGCAGUUUAUUCAUCUGUAAUGCGCUCUCCUUCAAAUAGAAAAUUGAUUGGUCAAAAACCUGCUGGAGGUCAAAUUAGGCAAGGGCAAUCCCCAAAGUAGCCUGUGGAGGAUGAUUCACUUGGAAGGAAGUUUUCAGGGAAUCCAGGAUAAGCGGCUUUCAGUCUUUUGAGCUUGGAGAGAGAGAGUUUGAAGUUGGAGGCUUUUAUUUCCACAUUACACCAGCAUGAAUAGUUUGCAAAUAUGUAUAACUUGUUAGGGUUUUACUCUUUUUGUGUCGUAUAUAUUUAUACCGAAACACUCUCAAUCCA